AUGACGACAUUUUCGACGUUGGAUGCGUUGACCAGUCUAACCCAAUCCAUACCGGAUUGGAACAAACGACUAGACGACUUAAACGGCCAAAUAGCUUUACGACAAAUUGAGCUUGCCCGCUUGACAGAUCACAAACCUGCACGCUCCGUGAAAAAUAAAGGUUCUACCGAGUCACUCCGACCCAAAGACGGCGAAGAAGCCACCACCGAAUCCGAAAAGCCCAAGCAAACUCCCUCAUCACCCAUCGGCUCCCCAAAAUCCGCACAAAAUGGUUUCUCCUCCGAAGCCCGACCCAAUUCCCCAUCCGUAGCUCGAGCUGCUGCUGCCGCCGCCCUUGAAUACAACCAGUCCCCAUCUCCCGCAGCCCCGCAUUCGCCAGAGCCCCUUACCCCCCGAGCAUCUCCCAACGCUCUAACUCGGCAAUCCUCGCAGCCUACACCUCCCACGGAACCCCUCCCACGAGCCCCUGCUGUCCUUCGAAAACGCAAAACGGAAUCCCUCGCAUCGGGAAACUCACACGCCCCCAAGUACAGAACCAGAUCCAUGAUCAUAGUAUACUACGACAGCGCGGUCCAGACGGCAUUUGAAGAACUCGUCAAAUUUGUGAGCGGCAACCGGAACGCCAUGAGAAAGGGGAAAAUGGCCGCCAAAAUGGCCGAAAUGAGACGCGCGGCCGAAAUGGAAGCCGAGGAAGAAAGCGACGACGAAUCCGAAUCCGAGGCGUCAAAAGUAUUGGGUAGCGCCUUGCUCAAGCCUUCGUUGCAACCUCACGCGGGCGCGGACGCAAUCUCUCACGCGAAAAAUGGAGAUGCUCGCGCGGGAGCACAACUUAAAUUCCCAUCGUCGAGAAACAUGGGGUCGAUGCGCGAGCGCAAGAAUAUUGGAAAUACGAUGAAUGUGUUGCGAGGGUAUCGUCGCGCCGGAGGGGGAAUCGAAGGCGCGGGAAGCAAUUCCCCUGAUAUAUUUGACGAGCUUGAUAAGGGGCUCGAAUGGUGUCAGGGACAAUGCGAACACGCUGCGCAUCAAUUUCUCCGCGAUGGAGAGUGCAGCACGGAGAUUGAGAAUAUCAAAAGGAGGUUGGGAGAGGUGAAGGAGAUUGCGGAUAGGAAGAUUGAGAGGUUGAGAGCGGAGGAGGCGUUGCAGUUGGAAUUGGAAAAGAAAAAUGUUGUUUCGAAAGAGGAUCCAGAUGUUGAUGGAUCGAAAUCCAAAUCUCUUCCGGCAAUAACUCCUGUCUCUAAUGGACCAGUGGAGUUGGAGGUGGAUGAUGCGAUGGAAGUGGGUGAUGACGACAGCGAUGAUAAUAACAGUUCUGAUCCUAAGAAAUUGAUCUUUAAGCGAUCCGGGGAUAGGAUGCCCUGA
Molecule: messenger RNA, 1359 nt
Organism: Botrytis byssoidea
Lineage: Eukaryota; Fungi; Ascomycota; Leotiomycetes; Helotiales; Sclerotiniaceae
Exons: 1
Coding region: 1-1359 (452 amino acids)
Source: RefSeq, a predicted model, not a curated record